GACACCACGAGCUGCACACAACCUUCCUCAAGGCCGCCAUGUUGUCUUCUUCUUUGGGGCUUUAAUGGCGGAUCGCAACCAGCUCUCCUCGAUUAGAUGUGACGGCAGGUAGCGUGGUGGUCACGUGAUGACGUAUGACGUCUCCUCGCCUGCCAUGAGCGCAGAUAAGCGGCCGCACUGCGCAUGCGCACUGUGCUGCAACAACAUGGAGGUGUUCGUGAGCUCUCCCGGGUCCAGCUUCUCGAACGCCGUGUUCCCGGACGGGUCUCUGGUCCGGGAUGUUCUGACCCGGUUCGUGCGGCAGCAGGGCGGAGCUUCUUCUUCUUCUGCAGGUUUCUACGUGGUGCGUAAUGGCCGCCUGUCUCCGCUGGAGGACCCUCUGCAGCCCGGAGCCGUCUAUCACCUGGAGCCCCGCCUCUGUGGGGGGAAGGGAGGGUUCGGCUCCAUGCUGCGAGCUCUGGGCGCUCAGAUCGAGAAGACGACGAACCGAGAGGCCUGCAGGGACCUGAGUGGGCGGAGACUGAGGGACGUGAACCACGAGAAGGAGAUGGCGGAGUGGCUGAAGAACCAGGCGGAGCGCGAGGCGGAGAAGGAGCAGCGGCGGGUGGAGCGGCUCCACAGGAAGCGGGCGUCGCCCCAGCACCAGUUCAGCGACCCCGAGUACCAGAGGCAGUGCCACGACCUGUCGGAGCGGCUGGAGGACUCGGUGAUGAAGGGUGAGGAAGACGAGCCGCGGCGCCGUGACCGCGGGCUGACGGCCGCGUGCCCUGCUCCAGGUCUGCAGGUGGAGGACGGCUCCAAGAGACGGAGCGCCGCCGACGGAGAGCCGCCGCAGAAGAAGAAGCAGAAGAAGAAGAACACGGCGGCCUGCUUCUGGACGGGGGUCGGCGAGAUGCUGAGCUCAGAGGAGGAAGACGAGGAGGAGGAGGAGCAGCCUGAGCAGACCAGCUCGUCCUCAGACCACCAGACCAGCAGAACUGCAGGGGGUCAGGGUCCCCCAGAAACCCCCAGAGACCAGACCAGCAGACCCCCAGAAAACCCCACCAGACCCUCAGAGGACCAGGGUCCCUCAGGAACCCCCACAGACCAGACCGGCAGACCCUCAGAGGACCAGGAUGUGUCUCCGCAGCAGGACCGGCCUCUGGUGGACCUGGCCUCCGUGGACCGGGCCUCUGUGGACCGGCCUCUGGUGGACCUGGCCUCGGUGGACUGGGCCUCUGUGGACCAGCUGGAGUCUCUGGGCCUGGAGGUCCUGAAGGAGGAACUGAUGUCUCGGGGGCUGAAGUGUGGGGGGACGCUGAAGGAGCGCGCACAGCGCCUGUUCUCCGUCAGAGGCCUGACCCCGGACCAGAUCGACCCGGCAGCGCUCGCCAAGCCACGGAGGAAGUGAGGUCACGGCUCCAGGAGAAAGUGAGGUCACGGCUCCAGGAGGAGGCGUCGGCCAAUCAGAAUGCAGGAUUUCCCUUUUUAUUGUAAAACCUGUUUAUUCGUUGUUCUGUUCAAUUUGCAUUAAAGUUUCUGAAACGAA
This is a messenger RNA of Pseudoliparis swirei, 1528 nucleotides long. RefSeq names its product SDE2 telomere maintenance homolog (S. pombe) (gene sde2). The transcript is spliced from 8 exons. Gene Ontology annotation, cellular component: nucleus. NCBI's taxonomy places the organism in Eukaryota, Metazoa, Chordata, Actinopteri, Perciformes, Liparidae. The record is from RefSeq and is a predicted model, not a curated record. The coding region runs from base 128 to 1390 and encodes 420 amino acids.